Messenger RNA from Sebastes umbrosus (honeycomb rockfish), 5780 nucleotides. It is a transcript of the gene syde2, whose product is annotated as synapse defective 1, Rho GTPase, homolog 2 (C. elegans). The record is from RefSeq and is a predicted model, not a curated record. Bases 229 to 4680 code for a protein of 1483 amino acids. Lineage: Eukaryota; Metazoa; Chordata; Actinopteri; Perciformes; Sebastidae. Gene Ontology annotation, biological process: signal transduction. The transcript has 8 exons.
GUGGUGCAGUUGAGCAGAGAGAGAGAGCCAGCAGUGAGUGAGUGAGGCGCCAGAGCGGAGAGGUGACAGCGGAGAAUGGAGAGGAGCCCGUCCGCCCGGCGAGCUUUGAGCGCGGCGAGCGAGGAGAACCCACUCGGCCCUUCUUCUCUUCUGGAGCCAGCGUGCUGAAAGAAAACCCGGGGAGGAAUUUAACUGGGAGGGGGGUGGGGGGGGAGGCAAAGGAAAGGAAUGGCUGAUCCUCUGCGGAGGACUUUACUAGCGAAACUCCGGGGGAAGAAAUCCAAGAAAGGAGCGACGGCCGGCGGUGGUGGAUACGGCUCUCCUGCUGCGUCUGCGGCGGUGAAUGGUGGCCGAGAAGGUAAAGAAAAAGUUGUGCAAACGCAGCGAGACUCCGACUCCGAGGAGGCUCGCCCGGUAGUGUUGCUCACAGCAGGGCUGCUGGAGGAGAGAAUGAGUACGUACGAGAAUUGUGUUGACGGAGCGAUGGUGCAAACUGUGAUAGUCCCGCAGGAGAGUUGUUGUUGCGCAGCGGAGGUGUCCGUAGUUGGCGCACGGCGGCUCCAGGGGCGCAGCAGCAGCAGUAGAGGGGUCAGGGGGGGCAGGGUUCACGAGCAGCUCCAGGGGGUCCCACUUCAAAGCGAGGUGCAGUUUGGGGGGGAAGAGAGUGAUAGGGGACUCAGAUCCGCUGGCAAAAUCACCUUAUCUGCGGGGGUCCCACUUGGAGGACUGCAUGUCCAGAAAAAACACUUCUUCGUGUCGGUGCCGCGCCAGCGCAGCGUCGGCGACUCAAUCGGGUUUGGGGACAAUUCAAAUCACGUUUUGUACCGAGAGCCGCACACAGGGGUCGGUAAACCACCAGAGGGCCCGGCUCCUACUACCGCUGAUAGUGAUGAGCCCAGAGACGGAGGAGGACACUCCCGGCACAUGGCAGCAGAGACCGUCCAUAGAGACUGUAGUGUCCAUGAACACAACAACGCCAACUGGAGUUGUGACAACAACCGAACUUUGGAGGCACACUCGCCAGAUUGCGCGGCACACGUGCAUCCAAACUGCGCCUCAGAAGAAAACAUUGUGAUCAGAAACGUGGAGAGUUACGAGCCUGCUGAGUAUGCAGGGGACGUCAGAGGGACCUUUUUCCCCACGGAGUUAGACAUAUGCGACAUUAACGUGGCAUCCCUGUGCGUCCCAGAGGGGUCACUAAUUAGAUACCCGUUAGAUAGCGAAGAUGAGGAUUAUUAUGAUAACGAAAUUCUGCCUUUUUAUGAAAGUUUAAGAACAAAAAGUGAUGAUGGUGACAGAGCAGAGGUUGCAGAGCAGCCGGGUCAGGAUAAAGGUCAGCUGGAUGAUGGUAACAACAGCGCCCAGGAAACAGACAGGCUUAGGAGCCAGCUGAAAGAAGCUUACUACCUUCUUAUCAAUGCUAUGAAUGAUAUCAACCUGGAUGUCCAGCAGAUUAGUGGAGGUUUAACUGAGCAGCAGGCCACCUCCUCCUGCAGUAGCCACUCCAGGGACAGCCUGUGCUCCAGGUUGUCCGCCAAAAACAUGGACAGUGACUCAUGGUCCUCGGGAGGCGACCACAGCGCUCAGCAGGUGUCUGACACUGACUCACUGCUGCUUUGCCUCAGUGGGAACCUUGAGUCAGGCCUCAAAGGCGGGCUGAUUAGUAAGAGUGCGGUGAACCUGUCCUUGACCAAGAUGAGACCCACAUUACGGCGCUCUGCCAGUGAGGGAGCUAUCAGGUACGCAGGUGGACCCUCACUCUGUGUUCAGGCACCUGGAAGUCAAGACCUCAGUGGUGAUAAAGGGGCCACAGAGGCUGAAGGGUUUAAAGCUACAGGAGUGAGGGAGCUGUCAGAACCGCAGGUGCUUUACAACGCCAUCAGCAGUGAUGAGCUGCUACAAGAUGCUGGCGGUGACGAAGACCGUGGCGGGCAGUUCAACGAGAGCGGCGGCUCAGUCAACAGCCUUACAGGUUCUUCGGACAGCAACGCCGACGCAUCGACAAAUCGGGGUCACGACAACAACAAGCAGGAGCUGACUGGCGUCCGAGCACGCUCUGUCAACAAGGGGCACGGCGUCACCGUCAACAAGAUGCAAGAGUGGAUGCACAAGGGCCGUUUGUUGUCCUCCGAGAUGAAGCAGCGCAUCGAGGGCUCGUCUUUGCCCCACGGCGGAGGCCAAAGUCAGGACCACCGGCCCUGUCCACAGGGUAACCUCGGUGCGUGUAAACCGGAGGUCCAGACAUCCAGCCGAGGGGUUAAAUCUGUCAAGGCCAAGUCACCACCAGCUUUCAUUGAGAAUGUCCAAACCCCCUGUGCUAACGGCCGGGAGGUGGGCAGGGCCAGUGAGUCUUCGUCGUGGCGGCCGCCGCUCACCACCAUCACCGUCUCCAAGAAACGCAAUUGGCUGCAGCAGAGCUCCCUCGGGAAGAAUCACUGCGCCAAGGACGAGCUGCAGGGAAUGCUGGGAACUGAGGAGGAGGGCUCCCAUCAGUCGCCACCUCCUCCCAGUCCCUCUCCAGACCACCUGAGACCCUCAGGGGGAGCUCCAUCACGGCCGGCCCGCCUACACCUGCCUCAGAUUACCGUCGGUCAGGCCAAGGUGUCUCCUCACCCUCGGAGCGUGGACCCAGCCGAGGAGAACGACGCAGACGACGAAGGAGAGAUCUGGUACAACCCCAUCCCCGAGGACGAUGAACUGGAGAUGUCUCGCCGACCCUCCGUUCGGCUGCUGGUUCCCCCUCGAUCAGAGUCCCAGAGGAGGCCCAGCAGGGGAGGGGAUGCGGGUCACGGUGGCAGGAACCUGGGAGGCGGCGGUAGCGCCGUCGGGCCGGAGGCGCUCGGGGAAAGCCUAGGCGGCGGCGUCGGCGGUUCAGGAGAUGGGAGUCAGGGGAAUGCUGUACAUUCCACAGAGGCACUACAUCUGCACAGACAGAUGCUCGCGUGCAAACCUCAGGAGGAGGGGGGGCCUUCCACCAGCAGAGCCACAGAUGGUGCUGACCUGCCCAACGCCGUCAGCUCCCCUCCCUCCAGCCCGAACCCGGCCAAGAAGAGCAGCUCCCUAAACUGGUCCUUCCCAGACAAGAUCAAGUCCCCGCGCACCGUGAGGAAGAUCUCCAUGAAGAUGAAGAAGCUUCCGGAGCUUAGCCGGAAACUCAGCGUCAAGGGGACCCCGAGUAGCAGUAACAGCAACAACGGCACCGGAAGCAGUCAUUUAGAGCCCAGAGCCCAUUCUCCCCGAAACAACGUGAGCGGGUCGGAGGUCGUCCCCCAUUCCUCGGGCACUCCCAGGUUAGCUGCGUCUGGGGGUGGACAGGCGAGCCGUAACGUGAUCUCACGCUACCACCUGGACAGCAGUGUGUCCACGCAGCACAGCUUCAGCAAGAAGAAAAGUAACGGCAGCUCAAAGUCCGCCAGUAAAGGUGGUUACCUCAGUGAUGGGGACUCGCCUGAGCUGGUGGCCAAAUCUGGGAAGCACGGCUCUGCAGAGGGGAAGGGAGGGAAAAGCAAGGAGACGGAGGGAGGAGGCUCUAAACUUAACGGCACGGAGCUGGACAUUGAUGCUUUCCGCCAUUACAGCUUCACAGAACAGCCCAAGUGCAGCCAGUACAUCUCCGGACUGAUGAGCUUGCACUUUUACGGCGCCGAGGACCUCAAACCUCCGCGCAUCGACUCUCGAGACGUCUAUUGCGCCAUCCAAGUAGACUCGGUUAACAAAGCACGAACCGCUCUCCUCACAUGCCGAACUACCUUCCUAGACAUGGACCACACCUUCAACAUCGAGCUGGAGAACGCCCAGCACCUGAAGCUGGUGGUGUUCAGCUGGGAGCCCAUGCCGAGACGCAACCGCGUCUGCUGCCACGGCACGGUGGUGCUGCCCGCGCUCUUCCGGGUGACGCGUAGCCACCAGCUGGCGGUGAAGCUGGAGCCGAGGGGCCUGAUCUACGUCAAGCUGAGCCUGAUGGAGCAGUGGCAGAACUCGUUGGACGGCGGGCCAGAUGGAGACAGGGAGCCUCAGGUGUUUGGUGUGGAGGCGUGGCGGGUGGUGGAGAGGGAGAACACGGGACUGAUGGUGCCGCUGCUCAUAAGCAAGUGCAUCAAUGAGAUCGAAAAGAGAGGCUGCCAGGUGGUGGGUCUCUACCGUCUGUGUGGGUCUGCGGCCGUGAAGAAGGAGCUACGGGAGGCGUUUGAGAGAGACAGCUACGCCGUGGAGCUGUGUGAAAACACGUAUCCUGACGUUAACGUCAUCACAGGAGUGCUGAAGGACUACCUGCGAGAGCUGCCCUGGCCUCUGAUCACCAAGCAGCUGUACGAGGCGGUGUUGGAGUCCAUGGCCACCAGGCCUCUGCGGAUAGGAGCGGCGGGCUGCGAGAACGACCAGGCAGACACGGAACACACCGUCGGCCUGCUGGACAACCUGCCAGACGUGGAGCGGAUGACACUGCAGAAGCUUCUCGACCACCUGAAGUUGGUAGCGUCCUGCCAGGAAGUGAACAAGAUGACGUGUCAGAACCUGGCGGUGUGUUUCGGCCCCGUGCUGCUCAGCCAGCGUCAGGAUGCGUCCUGCCACACCAACAGAGUCUUCAUCGACUCCGAGGAGCUGGCCAGCGCGCUGCACUUCAAGAAACACAUCGAAGUCCUGCACUACUUGCUGCAGCUCUGGCCUGUAAGGGAGAGCUAGCGGUGUCAACAAAGUGUAGGUACACAGAGAUAAAGACAGACAGGUAACCGGACUGUGCUGGUUGUGUUGGAGUGCUCGCUGUUCCCUUUUGGUGGGCACAGUCGGAUGAUUCUUUCAUAAUGUCCAAACAGGGUUUCACUUUAGUUAAUUUUUAAGUUUGGUUUAGUCAACAGUUGAUAACAAAUAGGACAGAAGGAUGGCAUCAAAGUCACAGUGUGUGUGUGCAUGUGUUUGUCUGACUUUGAGCACGGCGUGGCAUGUUCAGAUUAUUUUGGCAGGGCAGAUAUCAGGGCUCCCACGACUCAUGUUGCUGGUUUAUCCAGAUGUUUUUGUUACCCAGAUAGAACUUCAUUCAGAUAAACCUGUGGUCUCAGUUGUGUUAUAAAAAAAGGCCUGUUGUUUUCAAGGCAUGUUUUUUUGACCAUGAAGUUAUCAAAGGGGGACUUGUAACACCUAAUGGGUCAGUUCAUACAAAUUACAAACAAAUUGUACUUUGUCACUUACUGUACUUCAAGUGACAUCUUGCUCUGCAGAUAGUUUUGUGUUUGUGGCACUCAAAGCAUUGAAAAAUUAAAAUUAAAAAAAACUACAGCAGCAGUUUGACUGCCCAUAAACAAAACUCAGUUUUCACUGGAACUACUUUCUACCGAAAAAAUAGUCCCUUUAAAAAUUGGGGUGGUGGUAGAGUCUUAUAUCUCAAAACCUGGGCAGAUAAAACCAAAAAAACAUCUGCAUGGCUAGAUACCAUGAGGGGUAUAUGAGAUUUGUUCUUCUUGUAAUUUGGGUGAACUAACCCUUCAAAUAAAUAUUUUGUCAUUUUGGGAAAUAUUCUUUCCAAAGAUAAACAAAAUCCACUCACUGUAAUAAAACCUCUUGCCGUCUCCCCCUGUUCACACUCGUUAUGCGAAGCUAAGCUAACCAGCUGCUGGCUGUAGCUUCAUAUUUACCGUACAGAGUGGUUUUGAUCUUCUCAUUUAACUCCAGGCAAGAAAUCAAAUAAGCGUAUUUCCCAAAAUGUGGAACCAUUCCUUAAAGGAUAUGAGUUCAAAUGGCUUCUAUACGCGUGAUUAACUCGGCCUGUCUUUUGUCUCUCUUCUUGU